Molecule: messenger RNA, 14527 nt
Organism: Pocillopora meandrina
Lineage: Eukaryota; Metazoa; Cnidaria; Anthozoa; Scleractinia; Pocilloporidae
Source: the annotation of a GenBank genome assembly
CUCGAUUGAAAUAUGGCGACUGCGAUUUGAAAUCACAAAAUAUUUUUUUUAACUUCAAAAAAAGGUACCGAGGUAAAAUUGAAAAUAUUGUAAGAAGGUUUUAUGUUAAAAUUCAAGCGUCUAAUUUUAGCGGCCAUAAAGUUCCAGGAGCAGAGGACCACUCUUGUAUCUUCAGUACAUAUUAUUCGACGGACUUGCUCUUCCGUAGUGUCUUCUGACGAAUUUUUGGAUAAAAUGUCUGGAAAAUCCAUGCCAAAAUGGAUACAGCCCAAAGGGAAUGGGGAACUUAAACUUUACAACAGUCUCACUCGUGAGAAGGUGAGAAUUUUUCCUUUCAUAGUAUUUUUGUUGUUAAUUUUUCGGUAUAUGAACAAUCCAUGUUUAAUCAUCGAAAUCUGAUGCAAUUAUUUCUGUGAUGGAAUCAGCCAAUCGCAAUUAGAUACGUCUUUUACAAAUUAUGUCCUUGUCAAAGAGAGUCACUCUUACUAGUCCUAGAUAUUUUGUGUCCUCAUUUAUUACAAAUCUUUUAUUUACAGAUAGCUUUACAAUAUAUUAAUUCUUUUGAUGAACGAAAUUUUUCCUUAGCUCGUUUCCGGAAGAAUCGAUAUUUCAUUUUUCUUAAAAAAAAAAUAAUACAAAACAACUUUGGACACAGAAGAAAAAUUAAUUUCAAGUUAAAACUUGCUGAAAGCAAAAAGGUAACCAUUUUUCAACUGAUGACUGAGUUUAUUUUAUGCCCAUCCCAAGUGUUAACAGACAUACCUACUCAGUAGGGGCUCUGAGAAUUCUGAGUUCUUUCCAGCCUUAACCCUUAAUAAUCUAAAAUCAGUAUGCAUAUUUCCCAUACUGUUCUCUAAACAUCUCCUAGGAUGCUGACAUGGAGAAUCUGUUCAACAAUCAAGAGCUUCUUUAGUUGGUGAUCAGCUCCUUUAUUCUCCUGACAUUAAUGUUUGAUUCAGGGGUGAUAUGGUGCGGAGAAUUUAGAUGCCUGUUACUCUUUGGGGUUAAAGGGUUAAGGUGAAGUGAUGGGAAUUUAGUAAAUGAGCUUGCAGCAUGAUGUGAAUGAGUGGUCAAGAUGUAAGGCUCACAAUCUAGGGGUUUAGGGUUCAAGUCCCACUCUGAUGGCCAUGCAGGGUCAGGUUGUUCCAAAGCGGUUAAACAUCAAUACUGGGAUAAAUGCAUACAAAACCUAUAUGUUACCAUGACAUUGAAACCAGGGUUAGAGCUAAUCAUGCUUUGCACAGUAGCCCAGGUGGAUUUGUCUCAGAGCAGUACUGAAUUCAAAUCCUUGCCUAGGAUUGAAAAUAAAUAAAGGGGGUAAGUUUCUAAAGAAACUGUGGUUCUGCGUUGGUAGGAGAGUAUAACAGGGUAAUUUAGUAUUAACUGAGUUGGGAAUUGGGUGAUGAGAAAACAAGAAUAAAUUUAACUAAUUAAUUCUUGUUUUCUCAUCACCAUUUUCCCACCAAUAGUGUAGCUCCAUUUUCUUAAUAUAAACCCACACACAACCCACAAUUCCUCUAAUUACUCUUACGAAGGGCUAAUGCUCUAAACAUCAGCCUUUAAACUCUUUACAGUGGCAAUUUACAUUUUCAACUCAGUUGAUAACAUUAAAUUACCCUAAAAUUGAAAAUAGCCAACUCAUUUGCCUCCUCCCUGUUGGGUUUGUAAUUAUAUUGUGAUUGAUUUGGAUUAUGAUAUUAAGUUUAUCAUUGCUUUUACUACUGUUGACUUUUUUCCUCUAUAAAUAGAACCUAUUACUAGUGACUGUAUAUUUUCAUUUAUUUAUUUAUUUAUUUAUUUAUUUCUGCCUGCUAGAAUGUGUUUGUACCACAGAAAGGCAGAAGAGUGUUUUGGUACAGUUGUGGGCCUACAGUGUACGAUGCAUCUCACAUGGGACAUGCAAGGUACAAGCUUAAAUAUAUUCAUGGUCUUAAACAAAAUAUCAUUGAAUUUCUAUGUUGAGCUGAGAAAAUUCUUUUGUGAAAAAUAAUAUCUUUGAGGUUUAAUUGUAAAUCCAGAUUUUCAUUGUACAGGGCUGGACAUAGAAAUGAUAUUUUUAUGGUCUACUUCUUGUUGUACAUUAUUUCUGGUUUCCUCUAAUGGAUAAUGAAAGUUUUGUUUAUUAAAAUAUAUCACUGAAAUAUUAAUGGUAGGGAAAUUUAUAACAGAUUUCUAGCACAGUGAUCAGCUGCGCAUAAACUCAACUCAGGGAAAUAACCUUUAACUCUUUAACUCCCUAUAUCUGAUUGCUUAUUCUCCCCUCUAGCUUAUGCACAUUUCCUUGUAAAUAAAUAACCAGAAUUUGGCAUUAAAUCAACAACUUCUACCUGAUAAGUUUGAGUAUUCCCAUUACCUGUUUGCUGGAUAAUGUGUGGAUAUUUUAGGGAGAGGUUACUGGUUAAUCACUUCUGGGAGUUAAAGGGUUAACCAUUAAAAAAUGAAGGAAUUACUGUCAGACUCUGAAAACCAUUUAACUAUGGACUGUCUGGAAUUUUCAUAAUGGAAGAUUAUUUUACAUGGGGCAUCUAUCUGAGCAAACUAUAAACCACAAAUUAAUAGCAUUUCUGCACCUGAUUGACUUGCAUUGUUCACCACAGUCAUAUAUUUGAAAUAUUUCCAAUGUCCAUGGUUCUCUGAAUCUUAAAUACAAUUUUUACAAAUUUUCUGGUAAUAUUACUUUCAUUUUUCUCUUCCAUAUUUCAGGUCUUACAUCACUUUUGACAUUUUACGAAGAGUACUUCAAUCUUACUUUAACUACGAUGUGUUUUAUGUGAUGAAUAUAACAGACAUUGAUGACAAGGUACCUGGUUUUUUAAAAUUUUUUAAUGCAGCUGAUUUAUCAAUUUGCUGCAAAAUGUUUUCUCUUGCCCUUUGGAUAGUUGUAGUGGUCCUUAAAAAUAUUCUGCUAGAUUGUUCACACAACUGCAUAAUUUGCAAACGUUCCUCUGUGUGGAUUUGGUGAAUGACUUGAUUAAAAACUCUUAAACUGGAAAGAAUAUUUUUUUCUUCAGCAGUGAACUCCUCUUUUUCCCAACCAAUGAUGUUGAUUUUUGAUAGUUUGUAUAAUUAUAUUAUUUUAGUUUAAGUUAUUUGUGGUUAAAAUGAAUUCAUACUAAUAUUAUCUCAGUGAGGUGUUUUUGUUUAAGGAUUAAUGUAAUUGAGAAAAAAUAAUACAAAUUAAACUAGUUGGAAACCAAUUGUAACCUUACAGAUUAUCUUCAGAGCAAGGCGAAACCACCUGUUAGAGAAGUAUGUUGAGGAGGCAAACCCUCCAGACAAAAUAUUAGAUGAUGUGAACUCUGCAUUGGGGGUAUGUUUGGUAGCUUAGAGUGAACUAAGGAAUAGCUGUGAAACUGAAAUUUAAGCCCUAAGAAAUCUUAUGCGUGUAUAAUUUUCCUUAAUUUUCUCAUCAUGUUUGUACAAAUUUAAAGUUCAAUAUCUGUAGCACUAUACUCCGUACCACUGCCAUUAUUUUAUUACCAUUUCUGUUGCUAUGCUCUAAAAAUCAUUCCCUGCAUAAUGCACCACAAAAAAUUGCUAAAAUUCUAAAACCUAAAAUCCUGAAUGUUUUUAUUUCUAAAAUAAUAAUCCCAGUUUUGAAAAUAUUUGCAUGUAUUUGUGUUAUAAUGAUUAUUUAAACCCCUCCCUUUUAGGAUUGGCACAGGAUCUUGUUUCUGUUUGUUUUCCUUUUUUGUACAGUUCAUUACAAAGUUCUGCAUAAUUUGAUUGUUUUAGCCGUGUAACUUAAUGCUUGUUCAUUUGGUACUUACGUGUAACUUAAAUAAGUUUUCCUUUACUUCCAGCCAUAUUCUGCCAAAAUGGACAGUACCACAGAUGCAGACAAGAAAAAUAUGUAUUUUAAAAUUAUUGUAAGUUGUGUCAUUUAUUUUGUAGAAUUUGAUGUACAGAAUUUUGCUAAUGUUAAUUCUUUUGAAAUGCUUCUGAAUUAGAAGAUGAAAUUAUAAUUUUUUUAGGCCUGAGUGGUAUUUUUUUCUUCAAGGAAAAAGUGAAAUUGUGUCAUUCAAGAUUAAAAGAACUACUAACAACAAACAGCAGCUCUGAUGAAGUUGUCAGAUCAGCAACUCAGGUGAAUUUGUGAUAACUUUAUUUUUUUGAGGGUGGUCCAGCAUAGGUUACCCCCCCCCUCCCCCACAGUAUUUUGUCAGGCUUCAGAUCACUGGUACCUACUUAUAUACUUGUGGGUGGAAAUUCAGUGGUACAGUGAGAGUGAAAUGUCUUGUCUAAGAAAUCGAAAGAAUGACCUGGCCAGGUCUCGAAUGUGGACCUCUUGACUUGGAGUCCAUCAUGCUGACAGACAGUUCUCCUGGUCUCUUUUUUUCAAAACUGUUAGCAUAAAUGGAUCAAAACCAGGGAUCAAUAAUCAUGUGUACAAUGUGAUCAUCUGAAGAAAAGUAGUUCUGAGAGGGAUUGAUAUCAGUAAGAGUGACUAGGGUUUCAACAACCCUCUAAAGUGGAAGUAAAAGAUUCCUCACUAGUUCCCUGUUACCAACUUCCCUUGCAAACAUACAAUUUAACAGAACACUUAAUGGUUAUCUUUUUUUUACUUGACCUAGGGCUUAGUAUAGAAUUAAAUAACAACAGCAUGGGUUAUACACAGGCUGUCCAACAGGCUGCCCAGUAGGAACUGAACACUAAAUAGAUAUUAAAUUUACAUAACACUUUAAAAUUAGUUGGAAUUUUUUUCUUUAUUAUUUGACACAGGAGUUGUUGCGUCAGGCAAGUGAACCUCUAUCAGCCUGGCUAGACUCUCAAGUAAGAUACUCUUUUUGACAGUGGCUUGUAAUUGUUAAAUUUCAAUAUGAGAUUUUUUAAGCUUUCUAACAAGUGGUAUUUCUUCCUUUUUCCCAGUUUGGAUCAGAUGUGACAGACCACAGAAUAUUUGCAAAGCUCACCCAGCACUGGGAGGAUGAAUUUCACAAAGACAUGGAAGCUCUUAAUGUACGUCAAACUUUUCCAUGCAAAAGUUCAUCAAGAAUUUGCUGCUUGCGAGGAACAUUCUUUGUUCAUUUGAAUUAUAAUUGAAAUUUGGAGUAGUUAGUAAAAAAUUUUGUCAAAGCUUCCAACUCAACAAAGGCGCCAUAUUUGAUAAUCUGAAAUCUUGAAAUGGUUGCCAGACCUAAACAUUUAUUUUCCAUGAAACGGGAAAGAAAGGCUUAUUACACUUUCAUCCUUUAACUCCCAAGAUCUCCCACACCCUCUUUGAAAAUAAAUUAUAGGAAUGUGGUGUUAAAUCAAGGUAACAACUUCUAUCUGAUAAGUUUGAGUAUUGUCAUCACCUGUUUACUGGAUUGUGUAUAGAUAUUGUUGGGAAAAGUUGCAUGUUAAUCACUUGUGGGAGUUAAAUGGUUUACUGUGGACCAUAAUAAGAGCAUGUCACCUUGCUACAUGACUGUUGAAUUGACUUUUGAAUCGCUAACUUUGUGGUUAAUUUUUUUUGGUACUUUUUAUGGCAAAUGAAAUGGUCACCAUUUGGGAGGUUGCUAGAAGUAUUGAUUAAAAUAUUUUUAUUUUUCUUUCAGAUCCUUCCAGUGGACUGUUUAACACGAAUCACACAGUAUGUGCCUGAGGUGGUAACAUUCAUUCAAAGAGUUAUGGACAAUGGAUAUGCGUAAGUUUGCUUUCAUUGGCAGAAUAGCUUUUCAAAGUAGGUGGCUCCCCCUUAAAACUCAGAUUAAUUGUAAAAAAGGAAGAAAGAAAGUUAAGCAAGGGUGGUGAAGCAGAUGGUGAUCUUCACUGGCAGCUGCCCAGAAGUUUGGAACAAGUGAGGAAAGAAUGACAAGAGUCCCUUACAAGGCUUAAAAUUUUUGCAGCAAGAGUUCUCCUGGUGUAACAUUACUGUUUUUGCUAAAGAAAUUUUUAAAUUAUCAAAUUGAGUUAAUUUUAAUUUUUGAAACUUGUUGUAGGCAACAAGAAACUUAAGUUUGCAAUAUCAUGUCAGGUGCAAUACUCAAAUUUGAAAAUAUCCCAUUUAUAUAAAAGGAAUUUUACUCACUGAAUUAAAAUCAAUCCUUUAAUCAUCGUUGAUCCCAGUUGUUUUUUCCCUCUUGUGCUCUCUGCAGUUUCUGUGCCUUGUCUUCUCAGUAUGCUCCAGCCUUGUGUGCCCCAGUAGCAUAAAGUUAAACACACUUAGUGUGUAGUACACACAAAGGUGGUCUCCCCAACUCAGGUUGACCCUAACAUCUGUCUUAUUUUACUUCAGGUAUGAAUCAAAUGGCUCUGUAUAUUUUGACACCAUCAAGUUUGGCUCUGGUGGUAAGCAUGCAUACGCAAGGUUGGUACCUGAAGCAGUUGGUGAUCUGGACGCAUUGGCAGAGGGAGAAGGUACAACUUUAAUUUGUACUUAAGAGAUAGGCAAAAGAUGCAAAUCAAUGCCAAACAAGUCUGUCAUCAUAAAAUUUAAUGAGUGAAUAAAAAUUUUAAAAUUUGAUUCAUAUUGGGGGAAUUGUUAUCCCCUGAUUCCUUUCCAAUUGAAAUAUUUGGAGUGUUAAUUUGUGUGAAAGAAUGAAAAAAAAAAAAAGAAAAUGAACCCUGAAGGAAAACUCAUGGAGUUAGGAGAAGGAUCAAUUUAAAAAAGGCAGACCUUGUGGGCUUGUGAAUCUAGGUUCAGAAAUUUGAGUGAGGGCAUAGCAUUGGAAGGCAAGCACCUCCAACAUUAUGCCUGCAUCCUAUAUCCUCUUCAUCCCCUGACUACUUUGUGUUUCUAUUUGUGAUUAGGAGAACUAAGUCAAAACCCAGGAGACAAGAAAUCUGAACGCGACUUUGCACUGUGGAAAGCCAGUAAACCAGGUGAACCUGCUUGGGACUCUCCUUGGGGAAAGGUAACCAUUGAUGGGAACAAGGGUUUUUCUUAAUAUUAUACCCACAGAUUCUUGCUACAACUGGAAAUAAACUAUUUUUUUGUAAACACUUUUUCAACUACCAUUCAUUAGUGUCUGAACUUAGGGUUAAUUCAGGAAGAAUUCAAUUUCCUGUAGUUGAUAAUUAAUAAUUGAUUUUUGCUAUAGGGCCGACCAGGAUGGCAUGUAGAAUGUUCUGUGAUGGCAAGGUUUGUUACUAGUUUAAGAUAAUACAUCAUUUUUUCCUCUUGAUAUCUGUAAUCCAUCUUCAAAUUGAUAAAUGUAUUUAUUUUGAUAGUGAAUUGGGAUGAAGUGGCCAGGGUAGCUAAUAAUUUCAAACAACGAAAUGAUCUCAAGAAGUGAACUGCAAUUUAAGAGAGGGAGAUUCCUUAACAGGGUGCAAAGGACUCAAUGAUAUUUCCCUGCUCCCAAAAUGACUUCAUAGCUCAGUUUGUAGUGGUACCCACAUACUUUCAACCUUUCAACCUGCCUUGGGAGCAAAAAUUGUGUUCGAAUGCAUAUGCCCCACCCAAUUUUUUGUUGUAAAAAGGCAAAAUCAGCAACCAUGACUUUCUACACAUUCACUAAGCUUUUGAACUUACACCUUUACACCUUUUCCUCUUGAACAUUGGCAUGCAAAAGUGAACUAUUUGCCCUUAAACACCUCCAUUUUUAAGAUAUAACAUGUUCCAUUUGUUCCAUUGGAAAGACUUGACAUUUCCAGUUCAAAUUCCCCACCAUAGCCAGGCAAGAUUCAAAUCCUGUACCCAUCAGGUACAGAAAAUUAAGCCUUGAAAAAUGACCAGCAUGGAAGGAAAUAGUUGAACAUGCAGGCUGAAAAAUUGAAUGAGAUAAUUUGUUAUCAAUGAUUUUGUCUUUGUCUCUUUCAGUGAGGUUUUAGGUAGCUCCAUUGACAUUCACACAGGUGGAGUGGAUUUGAAAUUUCCUCAUCAUGACAAUGAGCUGGCACAGUCUGAGGUAAAUAUGAUAUCCUAAGUCUUGUACUACUGGAAAAAGGGCUAAUAGUCAGAUCUUGAGGGUGCAAGCUUGGUGUGAAGGUUCAAUAUGUGCCGGAUCUCUGCAUUGAGGAGAUCAACUAAUCAGUCAUACCUUGAUGACAGUGUUAGCAAAGACCAAAAACAAAAACUCCUUGUGUUUCUUACAGGAAAAGGUUAUUAACUACAGUGAUUUGAAUCACAACUGAAAAUAUGAAAUUAUAUUUUAGAUAAAAUGGAGCAGAACAUGGUUGUUAAAUUAAAAUUAUUCGUGGAAAUUUAGCUGUGGGUGGAAAGAGUUGCCAAGGUAGAUUUGGUACACCAUGCCCAGAGGCACAUUUCUAUAAAAAUUAAUUAGGUGGUUAAAGAAAUGAUUUUUUGCCAUCUUCAUAAAUAAUCAGUUUUCAUGAUUAAUGUUGAUCUGAACAGAGUAGAUCUUUUUAAUGAGUAAUGAUAAAACAGGUCACCUUGCAAUAGUGACUUCUUCAAAAUUUUUCUUCAGGCACAUUAUGGUGUGUGCCAGUGGAUACAUUAUUUCCUCCAUGCUGGUCAUUUAACUAUCGAAGGAUGUAAAAUGUCCAAGUCUCUGAAGAAUUUCAUCACAAUCAAGGUACAUUUUCCUGUCCAAUUUUUUUCUUUGUCAGUUGUUAAGUUUAACACUGUCAGGAGGUUGUAUUGUAAACAGGGUUUGUGUGGCCAUGGUAACUUGAAAAGUCAUGAAUUUUUGUGGUAUGUUCCAGGUCUUGAAAGUCAUGAAGUGUGUGUCUUGGUAAUGGAAAGUCAAGAAUAAUAACCUAGGAGGAUUUUUUUCUCCAAAUUAAACAAGAAAUUCUCAAGGAAAUGCUUAUGUUCUUCUUAUGUUAAAACAAACCUCAGCAUUACACUUCACAGAAAAGUUUGAAAAAGUCACUGAAUUUUGUAAGCUCCAAAGGGUGUAAACCUUGUAUGAAAAAAAACAUUUUAAUAAAGAGUCUGACUCAUUGAAUCUUUCAUUCAUCUCUCUGGCAUUUUCAGGAAGCAUUGGCAAGAAAUUCUGCCAGACAAAUCAGACUUGCCUUCCUUCUCCAUGCCUGGAAUGCUACUCUGGACUACAGCGAGAAUGUGCUUCGUGAAGCUGAACAGACCGACAAGCUAUUUAACGUGAGUCUAGGCGGGUAUUUUUGAAACCCUAAUCCUUUAACUCCCAAGAUCGUAUUGUUAAUUCUCCCCUCUGGCUGCAACACAUUUCUUUGUAAGUUAGUUACGAGAAUUUGGUGUUCGAUCAAGAUAACAACUGUUACCUGAUAAGUUUGAGGUUUCUCAUCACUUGGUUACUGAAUAAUGUAUCGAUGUUGUAAGGAGAAGUAACAUGCUAAUCACUUCUGGGAGUUGAAGGGCUAAUAUUAUCUCAUAUUGGGUGACGUGUACAUCAAGUUGAGUUUCUCGCACAAAUUAAGUAAGUGGCCUUUACAGCAGAAACUUAUCUUUGUUUCUAUAGCAUCCAGUGGCUAGGUGUAUUGCUUCUUGGCCUGUGCAACUGUUCAGUAAUAGAUCACAGAUGACGUCAAAAUGUGAUAAGAUCAAAAAGGUGGCACAGGAGGCGAGUGUGUCACUGAUGUUCUUACCACAGUUUGACGUCUUUUGUAAAGUCAUUUUUAACUGAACAGACUCGCAGCAACAAAAACUGUCAAUGAUGACGUCAUUUGUGUGUCUGUCCUCCAACAGAACAUGCGUAAGAACCAUUCAAAAUGCGUGCGUAAUUCAGCUUAUUAUAAGGUUAACCCCAGCGAUAUAUCUCUUUCCUGGACAGUUGGCUGUUGUCUAUGUAGUCUACGUAUACUCCUGAGUAAACAGAGGCACUGUGAGAGUAAAGUGUUUUGCCCAGAACACAGCACACUGACUCCCAGGGCUUUAGCUUGACCUCAUAUUCGCAGAUCCUGCUCUCCAUUUAUGAGACCACUCAGUCUCUCACCUGUGAUUGUCUAAAAACCAUUGUUGUUCUUGUCUCGCUUUUCAGGAUUUCUUCUUGAACGUAAAGGAUAUUCUUAGGAGACCAGAGGACACAACACCAUCAGCGCACAACUAUCAUGAGUUGGAGAAAGAUCUCCAGGACAAGUAUGGAUCACUCUGCUUUCCAGUUCUCGCAUGGAUCUAUUAAGGAAUUCUUUCUUCUAACUAUCUAUUUCUUAUACAUAUGCCUUUUAAGGGAGGCAAACAUCACCGUGUCGCAGUCAAGUUCAUCCAUUCCCAUUUCCUGUCUGCUGGCCAGAUGUAUUAAUGAUGUAAAAAAAAAAGUUUUAAGUUGAAUUGAUGAAUCAAUAUUGGUUUUUAUGGGUUCCGCAGUAACUAGCUGAAUGCAAAAAUCUGCAGUGUCCUUUUAAUGCUUAACAAGCAAAAUGAGAGACGGGAAUGGGCGGGAGAGGGGGGGGUGAUGGUUUUAAACUUUCAUAUCUCAAGGGAGGGGAGGUAUAGGUGUGAGCCAUCAAGUUGUAACCAAAGGGAAAUCAAAAUCUGGUUGUGGGGGUAUUAAUCAGUUCCGUUAUUUUGUAAUUUGUUUCCAGGUUCCUCGGUAAAAAGGCGGCAGUCCAUGAAGCUCUCUGUGGUUAGUGUAAAUAUAAUUUUCCCCUUACAUCCUGAAAGUUGUGGUAUCACAUUGAACUGAUUAAUGACAUGUAAGAUUUAUACAAUUGCAAUGGGACGUUUGCAAAUUUGAAGGACGAGAGUUGUCUCUUCAUUUAAACGUAGUGAUUUGUUUCCCUGCUUGCAUGUGGGAUUAACAUACGUCUGCCCCCGAUUUACUCCUACCUGCGGCUUCACUCUGUUUAUAUUUUAAGAAAAAAUUCUGUGGACUGCAGUAAAAAACCGUGAAUCUUCUUGAGACGUGAUGAAUAUUGAGCACCUAAUAAUAAAUCAUCACUUUCUUCCCAAACUUUCAUGACUGUUAUCGAGAGCUGGCGUUACUCUUUGUGGGUGCUUGCGUGACGUCUUUUGACAGCUUACGUGAGUUCCCUGGGACAUAUUUCAUUCCUGUUUUUGUGUUUUUGUUGUUGUUUCUAGAUUCAAUCGACACACCCAGUGCACUUCGACACAUGCAAGAACUUGUGAAACUAACGAACAUCUACAUUAGUGGCAAAAAGGAGAAAAAAGAAUCUUCAAAUCACCAGCUCUUGGAAGGAAUUGCUAAGUAUCUGACUCACAUGCUAAAGGUUUGUACCCCAUAAAUGUAGCAUCAGUGUUUGGUAUCGACUGAUUCUUCUUAUCGAAUCUUAUUCAAGGUAUCGUUAAAAAAAAAUCCGUGCUAAUAAAUGGUGCGAAACCUUUUUGAUUCAGAUUUUUGGAGCAAUCGAUGAGGAACAAGCCAUUGGUUUUCCAGUCGCUGGAAAAUCUGCUGCAGCUAAUGUAAGAUAUCUUUCUAUUACAUAUUUUUUAUGUGUUUGAUUAUUUAUUGGUACAUUUAAUUUAAAUUUCUUGUGCUCUAGUUGCAAUAAGGAAGUUAUGUCAGUGAAAUGGUUGUUGUUGAAAGGGGCAGACUAGAAGGUUCCAUUGGGCUUUUCAGCAGUAGUUCAGGGAUUUUAGUUUUCACGGUCUACUUUUUGGCCAAUUUAUUUUCCUUUUUUCCGUUAUAUUUUUAUUCACGUUGUGGGGUUUCCGUAAACGGUCGUAAGUGACCGUUUAGAACUCGAAGAAGGCUCGGUGAAAAGUUUUAAUUGCGACAAACUCGCUAUUGCAUCUGAUUAUCCGAAGAACUCCUGCUAAAAUCUUUGCCUCUUUAGUUUCAACUUUAUGGAACAAGUUUCAAUAAUUUCAUGAUUAUUGCCAGUAAAAUUCACCGACUGUCAAGUCAAAUUUCGUUUUUUUUUAUUAUUAUUAUUCAAUUGAGAUCAGCAUGGUUAACUUAAACAAGAAUUUUUAUUUCUAUUUCAGCAUGAAGAAGUUGCCAUGCCGUAUGUUCAGCUACUUGCUGAUUUUAGAGAACAAGUCAGGAAUGUUGCGCGGGACGAAAAAGGUGAAACUAAGUAAUUAACGGCGAGAGAGGAUAAAUAAAUUAUCCUCUCUUGAUGCCGGUUAAAAGUCUGGUCUGCCUGUGCAGUUCUUAACUUUGGGUAACUAAACAAAAGGACACAGACCAUGCCAACAAAAUUUUUUGAAAAUUGGUUGGAAAAGUAAGGUCAAAUAUUUUUAGAAACUUGGAAAAUAUGGAAGAUCGAAUCGUGGCUCUGAAAAUUUUCUUUGUGCCUUCGUUGCUUCACUGUGAAAUAAUUGUGUGAAAGUAGAGUUUAACGUACAUUUUGUGGAAGUCCUCAACAACUGGCAAUUUUUUUUCUAGUGACUAAAAUCCUUCAAGCAUGUGACAGGUUAAGAGAUGACAGUUUGCCAGAACUCGGAGUGAAGCUUGAAGACGUGGAAGGUGAGUUAAAACGCGUUCUUUCUUCUGAUUGACAUUAAUGGAUGCCGGUCAGUUACUUCCGGCUGUUUAAACGUAUUCGACCCUGUUAUGAAUAAGCAAUGGUUACUUUUCUGUCCUCAAGGUGACCACGCAGUGAUAAAGUUUGUGGACAAAGAAACGUUAUUGAAGGAAAAACAGCAACAGUUAGAGGUAUAUUUUUGAUCUGUCCCUUCAUAUGUCCGUUUAUGUAACUGUUGUGUAUAUUUGCUUGUUGCUUAUUCCGCGAGGUUUUACAUUUUUUUGUUAGGAACAAGAGAAGAAGCGGAAACAGAAGGAGGAAGCCAAAAAGAAGUUGGAAGCGGAAAAGGUUUGACCGGUGACAUUGUGUUUUGUUCUUGGGCACGACACUUCUUUUCAAACAAUUCACUCGCUCGCCUUCCUUGGAAAUUUAUCUUACAAGAGCAAAUUUACGCUACCCCGAUGCAUCUAACUUGCCGUGGCAUAAUUUUCCCAUCAGUCGCUCAGCUUUGUCGCUCAGCUUUGGAAAAAGCCUCAAGAGCUUCUUUGUGCUUUUCACUCCGAAAUUUAUUUAGUUCAUUCAUUCAUUGAUGUUCCUUUUUUUCAGGCUGCAAAGGAAGCCAAAGCUAGAAUUCCCCCGUGGGAAAUGUUUAAACACGAAACAGACAAGUAUUCUAAAUUUGAUGAACAGGUAAGAGACCCUAUUUUAGGUACACCGAUACCUUUAUGGUGUUCUAAUGCAAUUUGAGUUCGGGCUACCGUCUCUAAAUUUAUGUCUAAGCUUAAGUUUCUAAAUAUCGGAUAGAAAUGGUUUAUUAACUAUGUUUGAUGCUAAUCGCCUAGAUUUUACCGUUUCAGCGGAAUUUCAGCGUUCAUCAAAACUAGUCAUCUACCAAGACAACCAAUUGAUUUGCGCAGUUUUGCUGACAUUAUUCAAAAUGAUGUGGUUGUUGCCUGGGAACUGUUAUGGAGUAUUUAGGCACAAUAUAGUUAAGCAGUAGAGGACUUUUUUUCCGUGUUUGAAUAGCUUCUUUGAAAUGUUAUCCAAAAAUAAUAAUAAUAACAAUGACAAAUUAGAAAAAUAUGCGCGUCUUAAACGUGACACAGUGUCAACAUACUCUUAUCUAAGACACACCUAUUCACCAAUGAGAUCCCUUCCAUUACCUUACCUGGUAACAGUUCGCCUCUUGUGACUCUGGCUUUACACACUGGUCGAAUAUCAUUAUCCUUCAGAUGUAGGAGUAAUAACGACUCCGUUAGUCUUAGAUGUUUUUUAUCUUGCUUCACAGGGAGUUCCUACCCAUGAUCAUACGGGAGAGCCACUGAGUGGCAAACUGAUCAAAAAAUUGAAGAAAAUGUACCAGCAACAAGAGAAACUGUAUAAUUCUGUUGGGGCUGGCCAGGCAGCAAAUGGUUCCACAGAAAACUAACGUGACACUAAAAUUUAACUGAAUUGUAAGACCUAGUGAUACAAUUGAAAUAAAAGGCAUAAUGAGUUUUGAGUUUGAACUUUAGUGCUUCAAGACCUUUUGGGUUUGAAGUUAGUAAAUUGUACUCUCUACUAAGGGCCGUUUAUUUCCCAGAUUCAAGACCCGAUACGUUCAUAUUUUUUAAUUUGCAAUUCUUGUUAUUUUUAAAGGGCACGAUUAGCUUGAAUGUCGAUGUGAGUUUCAAAUUCAGACACAUUCAAGUGAAAAGCCAUAUGAAAAAGUGGCGAAAUAUGCUAGAAAAUUCCUUCAAUUUCUUAGUCUGUCGACGUAGUUAAUGCGUGAAUUCUCUACGGUAAAUUAUAUAUUGCAUGCAAGGCUAAGCAUUGGUAUGCAGGUAUGAGAACAUGUAGGAGGGGUCUGUUCUUCGCAUUAACUUCGCUUGUUCUUCAUUUUAUCCAACUCCACAGCUGCCAGAAUCAACACAGCGAUCAAAACGUCUGUAAAAGGUAACCUAAGUAGGGAAAAGAAAAACUCUCGACUUUUUGUACACAGCUUAUUUGAUUACAUCUUUCCCGCUGAUUUAGUAUUUUCUUUUAAGCUUCACCAGAAAAGUUAUACGAAUAUCGAACACCGCGACUUGCUCGUUCAUGUGGUGGUUUGUUCAUAUGUCAAUGUGGUUUGGACACCCUUAAACCACGUCACGAAGCUGGCCUCGUCGCAAGCCUGUGCGCCAGCUUCUACAACGUUCGCACAUGCACAGACGUUUGAUCGCUGUAAAAUCCAAAUUAAUCCUUUAAACCUUAAGAUUGACAAGCAUUUAAUUUCUCCCUACAGUAACACUGCUGAAUCAUUCACUAAGAU